UGGAACAGCGCGCGUAGGCUAUGUUUUGCUUUGCACAAAUUUGUUCUUAUCUAGCCGUUUUUGCAUUAGAUUGUGCUCUUGCAGCUCACAUUAUUGGCGUACCUAGUAUAGGGUUAAGUCAUGGUCGAGUUUUGGGAAAGAUUGGUCGUGAACUUGCAAGACGCGGUCACAAAUAUACCCUUCUUGUACCAUCUGAUCUUGAAAAAGACCUUCAAGCAUCAAGCACCACGCAAGGAUUCCAAGUGCGAUCUUUUAAAUCCAACUUCACUAAGGGUUCAUUAGAAGCUCUGAUGUUGAAUCAAAGUGUUGGGAACAUUGAUGUGAAGAAGAAUCUUGAGUUAUGGGUAGGGACUUGUGAAGACAUGGUAAAGAGUGACUUGUAUUCCAAAAGUUUGGAUGAUAUUGACCUGAUGUUUUGUGAUAUUGGCGCGCUUUGCUGCCCUAUCUUGGCCGAUAAACUUGGAAUCCAACGAGUUGAUAUAUCUCCGACUGGAUUUAGCGAUCCUUUUCUCAGCAUCAUUCACAACUUUCCCAAUCCAGUUGCAUACAUUCCUCAAAUGUCUUAUUGGUUGCCUAGCAGACUGUCUUUCUUUGGUCGUGUUCAAAACACCUUAAUGUAUGGUUUUGGGUAUACACUUUAUAGAUUCUAUUUGAUUCCGUCAUAUGCAGAGGUCUGGCAAAAGUAUAUCCCCAAUUCAAAGUUCCUAAAUUUGGAUGAACUUUUCAAGUCAACAGGUUUGUUACUUAUUCCAACAGAUUUUAUUUUGACAAAGCCACGCCCAGUGGCGGCACAUGUUAAGGUGAUAGGUGCAAUACUGCCAGAACCAGCCAAGCCACUGACACCAAGUUUCCAGGAACUGAUUUCAUCUAGUCAUCAUAAUGAUGUGGUUGUAGUAUCGUUUGGAACAGUAAUUUCUAACUUCAGUUCCAGUUUUGUAGAAAUUCUUGCUGAUGCCUUGUGCAAGCUUCCUGCUUUGGUGAUCUGGAAACACAAGGGGUCAGUACCAUCCAACCUUGGAGAAAAUGUAAAAAUAUUUUCAUGGAUUCCUCAAAACGACCUACUGGGUCAUCCAAGGACAAAACUCUUCAUAACACAUGGAGGGUUAAACAGUGUUUAUGAGGCUACUUUUCAUGGUGUACCGAUGGUUGUAAUACCAUUUUUUGCUGACCAGUUUGACAAUGCCGCAAAUGUAAGACAAGCUGGUUUUGGAGAAACAAUUGAUCUCAAGAUUCUGACAGCAGAAAGGAUAAUUGAAACUGCUACAAAAGUUCUUAAUCAAGAAUCAUAUAUUGAAAAUGCUGUGAGAUUUUCCAACAGAAUGAUAUACCCUGCAAAGGUUUCAAAGUCGGGUGGCAAAACAUAUGUCCAGCCAUUAACACGUACCCCCACAGAGCAAGCAGCUGAUUGGGUGGAAUAUGGGUUGUAUAACAAUGCUGCCCUUCACUUGCGUGGUGAAGAAGACAACUUGUCAUUUGCACAGCUUUAUCUUUUAGAUGUGUUGGUUUUUCUUCUGAUAAUGUUAUUUUUGAUUUUAAAAGUGAUGUAUAUGGUUGUGAAAUUUGUUGUCAACGUUUUUUGUUGGAGAAAGAAGUCAAAAACUGAUUGAGAAUAUGUAGAUCACUUUCACAAAUCCUUAAAAAAUAUGAAAAUGAAAAAGAAAUCUCACGUUUUCUUGAUGGAAUUUGUGGCAUUAAAUGGUCAAGGUUAUAGAUUUUA
Actinia tenebrosa (Australian red waratah sea anemone) is the source of this 1717-nucleotide messenger RNA. RefSeq names its product UDP-glucuronosyltransferase 2C1-like. The record is from RefSeq and is a predicted model, not a curated record. Gene Ontology annotation, molecular function: UDP-glycosyltransferase activity. NCBI's taxonomy places the organism in Eukaryota, Metazoa, Cnidaria, Anthozoa, Actiniaria, Actiniidae.